Alligator sinensis (Chinese alligator) is the source of this 6690-nucleotide messenger RNA. RefSeq names its product BTB domain containing 3 (gene BTBD3). NCBI's taxonomy places the organism in Eukaryota, Metazoa, Chordata, Crocodylia, Alligatoridae. Gene Ontology annotation, biological process: neurogenesis; dendrite morphogenesis; cerebral cortex development. The transcript is spliced from 4 exons. The record is from RefSeq and is a predicted model, not a curated record. Gene Ontology annotation, cellular component: cytosol. Bases 1061 to 2650 code for a protein of 529 amino acids. Gene Ontology annotation, molecular function: protein binding.
AAUUAGCACAGUUUAGUGUUUUGGGACCCUGUUAAAGAUGGUUAUAUUAACUAGAAGCAUAAGGAGUUAAAAAGGAAAUCUGUGACCUCAUCUCUCUUCACGUUACACCAGAGUAUAAACUGCACUGAGAGAGAAUCUUUAUCUGCAUCAUUCUCUUUUAUGUUGGCAGCUAAUUUGCUUGAAAUUGAGUUCUUGAUUUUCAUAACAUUCGGUGUUUAAUAACUAAUUUUAUAGCAGUGGUUGUUAGAAUGCUACAGAAGCAUGCAGUAGUUUUCUUUGUUAUAUCUAUUCCUUGGGGAAAUGUCUCUAAUCGGAAAUGUUAUAUUAAAGAUCUAUUAAUCCUUCUUAUGUAACGGUGCUGUUUUUAUUCCCCUGUGGAAAUUUGAAUAGCAUCAAAGAUGACCAGUGAGAGAAAAGAUCCAUAGUGUGCACACGUUGCUGGCUUCUCAAGCACUUGCAUAACUGCGUGCAAUUUCCCUUAUUACUUAACGCUACAUGUUAAAUGAAGAGUGCAACUGCUGUCCCUUUAAUCUUAGAGUGAUGCACAUUACAAUAGGUGUCACUGUGCUGCUGGGUCCAAUCGUUAUCGGUGACUUCAGCUAUUGGCUCAGAACGCUGGCUGUCUGACUCCAUCUGCAGGGCUGUAAUACCUACUCCGUUCAGAUCCAUUCAACACACAAGUUCAGCCAGCUGAACAGACUAGCAGUGCUACAGCACAUCUUGCUAACCUGACUCAAAAAGCCAGUGCUAUAUAGCUAGAGGCAUCCUCUCUUUGCACAGGGCAGCACUUUCAAGUGAUCCAGUUUCAGGAAAUUUGGAAAAGAGCUUGCAAGCAAGUAACACUGGCAGUAAGGAUGGGGAUGUAUUUAACAAAUCAAGUACUGGAUCAAACUUAAAGCCUUUUUUUUGUAUUCAGUGCACUGAAAAGGUCACCUUGUCUUGCUGAAAAAGAAGCAAAAUCUGAGCUUUGCUGCUUUUUAUUUAACAUCCUAGUUCCCUCUUAAAUUUUCUUAAUGUUCUUAUUUAGUUAGGCUAUCUAGCUAUUCAGACAAGGAUACUCAUGGUAGAUGAUAAGGGGAAGAACAUGAAAUGUCUUACCUUCUUCUUGAUGCUUCCAGAGACAGUGAAGAACAGGUCCAAGAAAAGCUCUAAGAAGGGAAAUAGCAGCAGCAGCAGCAACAGCAGCAGUAGCAGCAGUAGUAGCAGCAAGUUACCUCCAGUUUGCUAUGAAAUCAUUACUUUGAAGACCAAAAAGAAGAAGAAGAUGGCUGCUGAUAUUUUUCCCCGAAAGAAACCAGCCAACACUAACACAACUGCUGUCCAGCAAUACCACCAGCAGAACCUCAACAACAACAACACUAUUCCAGCCCCCAACUGGCAAGGGCUCUAUCCCACCAUCAGAGAGAGAAAUGCAGUGAUGUUCAACAAUGACUUGAUGGCAGAUGUUCAUUUCGUGGUUGGACCACCAGGUGCGACCCAGCGGUUGCCAGGACACAAAUACGUCUUAGCUGUUGGGAGCUCUGUAUUCCAUGCAAUGUUUUAUGGAGAGCUUGCUGAGGACAAAGAUGAAAUCCGUAUACCAGAUGUUGAGCCUGCUGCUUUUCUCGCUAUGCUGAAAUAUAUAUAUUGUGAUGAAAUUGACUUGGCUGCAGAUACUGUUCUGGCCACACUCUAUGCGGCCAAGAAGUACAUCGUCCCUCACCUUGCCCGCGCAUGCGUCAACUUCCUGGAGACGAGUCUCAGUGCAAAAAAUGCCUGUGUGCUUCUCUCCCAGAGUUGCUUAUUUGAGGAACCUGACCUAACCCAACGCUGCUGGGAAGUGAUUGAUGCCCAGGCAGAGCUGGCUUUGAAAUCUGAGGGGUUCUGUGACAUUGAUUUCCAGACGUUGGAAAGCAUCCUCCGCCGGGAAACUCUGAAUGCCAAAGAAAUUGUGGUUUUUGAAGCAGCCCUUAACUGGGCCGAAGUCGAGUGUCAGCGACAAGAGUUAACUGCUACCAUAGAGAACAAACGCAAGGUCCUAGGGAAGGCACUCUACCUGAUCCGCAUCCCUACUAUGGCACUUGACGACUUUGCAAAUGGUGCUGCUCAGUCAGGAAUCCUGACUCUCAACGAAACCAAUGAUAUCUUCCUUUGGUAUACGGCAGCCAAAAAGCCAGAGUUACAGUUUGUGAGCAAACCCAGGAAGGGCCUCGUUCCCCAGCGGUGCCAUCGCUUCCAGUCUUGUGCUUACCGCAGCAACCAGUGGCGUUACCGCGGCCGGUGUGACAGCAUCCAGUUUGCUGUUGACAAGAGGGUUUUUAUUGCAGGCUUUGGACUGUACGGCUCCAGCUGCGGAUCGGCAGAAUACAGUGCAAAGAUUGAACUCAAACGGCAGGGGGUUAUUCUAGGACAGAACUUAAGCAAGUAUUUUUCGGACGGCUCGAGUAACACUUUCCCUGUAUGGUUUGAGUAUCCCGUGCAGAUCGAGCCCGACACCUUUUACACAGCAAGUGUCAUUCUGGAUGGUAAUGAACUUAGUUAUUUUGGACAAGAAGGAAUGACAGAAGUUCAGUGCGGAAAAGUAACUGUGCAGUUCCAGUGCUCUUCAGACAGUACCAAUGGCACCGGCGUGCAGGGGGGACAGAUUCCAGAACUCAUAUUCUAUGCCUGAGCAAAAGUGUCUUGGGACAGAGUUUGAUGGGAAGUACGUGUCUGGUUCAGACCCAUUGAUGCUUGUAGCUUGUUAUCUGCAGAUAUGUGACCAGUACAGGUAAAAUGUCACUAAAUGCUAUGGACAGUUACUGCUUGCUGUACUUGUGGCUUGGAUGAUGAGGUUUAAAUAUACUUAAGUGUAAGUGGAAGCUGUUAAGAGCCUGUGUAUGAGAGUUGGGUGUGCCUACACCCAUGAUUUCCAGCCUUGUUUGUUGGUGCACCCACGUUUGCAAUAGACCAGGAGGUGAAUGCUCUCCCUCAUGUCUCUUAGGGACCAUGCCCCAGCAUGCUAAGUAAUGUCUUUUUGGUCCGUUUUCUCCUCCUGUCGCCAUUUUUUCCCAUUUUUGUAUUUCAGUUCUCAGUUGUUCAUUUGUUUUUGCUCUUGUAGAUUCCCACUCUCCAGAAGGCUCAGACAGAAGAGGGCUCCACUGGGCUGCUCGUGUUCUUGUCGCUGAGCCAAGAGCUGCCACAGAAGCAGAGAUAAAGCAGUGCAGCUAUGUAGAUGUGAGAUCCUUUGCUGGCCAACUUUACUAGGGGUAGCUGCAGGAGAAGAGGAAAAGGGUGGGUGACUGGUAUACCCAGGGAUGUAAGGCCACCUGAGCAAUGGAGAUGAAACUGGGCUCCAACAGUUUUUUUCCUACCAGCAUCCCUUAGAGCUCAUCUGCUUAAGUCAGGAAAAUACUUGUGUACAAACCACCUGUAUAGGCCAGGGGUUGGAAACCUUAUGACCUGUGGGCAGGAUCUUGCCCAUAGAGUGGGGGCAUUGCCCGUGCUGCUCCUGGGCACUUUGCCCAUGCCAUAUCAUGGCUGGGUGACGAGGGAAGCAGCCAUGUGGAGAGUGACAGCAGCAGCAUCUAGGUCCUAGCUACAACCCACCUUCAACCUGAACUGGAUCUUUCCAGCCUGCUGCCAGAAUACUUUGCUGACCCCUGGCAUAGGUUGUUUUAAAUAUAGCUCAUUUCACUACAGUCACAGAGUUGUUUUUUAAAUCACUCUUAUUUGAAUAAUUGCAAAAUAACUGGGUGAUGACAUCUAGCAUACAACAAGGUUAGAUAAACUUAAUAUGUAAUUGUUUCAAAAUGUCCCAAAGCUAUUUUGAGCGGGGAUUUCCCCCCUACACUAUGAAAGGAGGCUUUGGGUAAUUAUUGUAUAGAAAUGAAAGAAUGUAAUAGCCCCCAGUUCAAUUUUCCUUUUCUGUAACAUGAACUUUACUUUCCUAUUGCCACACACAGUAACUCAGCUAAUGGUUAGGUUGUAACAAAAUUCCCAAGAGCGGACCAGAUCUAAUGGAGAGAACCAAAAGUUUUAUACCAAGAGAGGAGCUUGUGGCUUUCCUCUUAGCUUUUUUAUGUGUAAUCUCUUGCAGUUAGGUUUUGUUUUAAAUGUAGAAUGGAGGAUUCUGUGGUGCAGAAGUGGUUUUUUGUAGAAAGAAAACCUGAUUGGCUUUUCAGACCUCCUGUGUUUUUUGCAGAAAAAGGCUCACUGCUGUUUAAGAGGGAAGAAAGUUUGUAUACCUAAAAGAUGCAGAUGCUUUUUAAACUUGAUGAAAUAAAAUGCACACAAUGGAAAAGAAAAUCCCUUGUCUCAGGAUUCUGAAAGAUGUGUGUAAGGAGGACAGUAGCAGGGCAAUUUGCCCCACCUUUAUUAUACCUCUGAAAUGUGGUAUAUUUAUUUUCCAUGUUUUAAGCUAAACAACAGGACAAAGGUAGGGUCCCUGCUGUAUUAUUUCAACACAAUAAUGGAUCAUAACACAACAUUUAAUCAUCAGUUUUAUUAUAGCAGUGCUUUUCCCAUAUGCUUUCUUAUCGCUUACCAUUAUUACACCAAGUGUUCUCUGACUGGAAUCCUGGCCCCUGGCCAUCUUAAAGAGCCAAUAUGUCUCAGUGUAGUCCAAAACAUGUUCUAAAGUAAUGAAAACUGGAUUGAAGUAGCCUUCAAAAACUCCAGGGCUAACACCAGGCUCUUCUGUUAUCCAUAGAUGAUGAAAAGAAAAGCAAAGGGAAAAUUACUCUGCAAGAACCGUUCUCUUCACUCACCUUAACAACUAACUCUAUAUACAUAUAUAUGAUCACAUUAAUGUUCUUUCUGAAAUGUAAAUACCCUCAGAAGAUAUAGAAAACCAGACUCUUCGUGACGUCUGAGCAGAGAGGUUAUAUUAUGUUAGUCUGGAGUCAGGCAGAAGGUAAGACAGGCUGGCACAUUGGGUCUCCAAAAUAUGGAUACUAAGGCUGCUCCAACGCACUGUAAUUACAACAGAUGAAUUGAGUCUGCUGGAGCAUGGUAAUUACUGCACUACAGGAGACUGCAGUGUCAUGUGUAUCAGCGUACCCACGCUAGAAAAUGGUGGUGGAGGCUCGUUUGACAAGCUUUAGUUAAAACGCCCCCACCACUAUUUGGCAUGGGGUUGCUGAUAUAUUUGACGCUUCAGGUGCUUUAAAUGGAGCAUCUCCCAAAGCACCCCCCCCCCCCCCCCAGCAUCCCAAAGUACACAUUUAAACUGUUAGAGACUUAAGUGAUUCAGAGAGGCAUGAGCUGUCCCAUUGUACUAGUUGGCACUAGGAUUCUGCUCAGCUGUCCGGUCCUGGCAUUACCUGUCAGCUAUAAGUUCUUUCUUCCCUGAACCAGUUAAUUCAUAAAGCGCCACCCUGCCCAGCCUUCUGCUUGAGCAGAAUGCUUCCCCUGAAAACACUUGCAAAGAGAUUUUUAAACACCUCCAGUUUAAAAAAAAAUAAAAUAAAAAAAUUUAGAUCAGCAACCAAAAAUAAACCCGUGACGUGGUGUUAUGGAUUGGGGGAACAGUUACUGAAGAAACAACAAAAGAGAUUAAGAUUUUGUCAUGGGAUAAUGGCCCUCUAUGUUUAGGUGAUGUCUGAACAGAAUUUGAAUGUAGUUAAAAUAAACUUUAAAACAGGAAGAAGCUGAUAAGCUGCCCAAGUUUCCUUACAGCAAAUGAUUGACACAGAGGUCAUGGAUCUGUCUGAAUGAUGAUUACAUGGUAGACUGACAGUUGCUUAUUGUAAUAUUAAAUAGCUGCGUGUGCCUAUCCCAGCAUACUGUACUGGCACAGAGAAGCUGGUCUCUGACUGAUUCCUGUGUUACUUAUUUUUAUUUGAUUUUAUUUUUAUUUUUUACUUGUAUGCAAGUAAAGGUUAGCCAUCGACUAAACUGAUUGGCUGGAACAGAUAGUUAUGGGACCAUAAUAGUGCAUUGCUGUAAUAUGUAGGCAAUGAGCUUUUAUUUAUUUCAGUUUUGACUCGUCUCUGACAUACUUUUGACAGGGUAGAAUGAAAGCUAUCCUUGCCUAAUUCCUCUGAGUCUGAGUUCCAGGUAUUGUUAAGUUUUGAAGUUGGUAGCCAUGUUCAGCAUUUUCAAAUAUGGGUGAAUAAAUGUAAGCACCAUAUUUAGAUACCUAAGUGGCCUAAUCUUGAGAGUUUGGCACUAUUGCAGUAAAUAGAAGCUGUGAGUGCCAGUCACCUUUGAUUAUAAGGCUGCUUUGUUAGUUGCCUAAAAUCUGGGCAGCUAACCUUAAAACACCCAAGUUUGAAAAUGUUGAUCUAUGUAUCAGAAGCACCAGUCACAUCAGGCUGGAAUAUAAGCAUAACUGACAAAGAAAACGUUUUGUAGAUGUUAUUUUAAAUUGUACCCGGUAAUGUUUGCUACUUGUACAUUGAUUUUUCUUGGCAAGGGGGUUGUAAUGUAAUAUACUUUAAGCAUAUCUGAAAUAGUAUUUAAGUACAUGUUCUAAUUUCUACCUACUUAUUGCACUGAACUGUUUUUCUUUUUUUAACUGUUGUGAUGAACUCAGCUAAUUUCAGGUCACGGCACGCAGUUGUGCUGGAACACUUUGACAUUAGCAGACUUACAGCAUUAUUUAUGAAGGACAGAUAUAUAAAUAUGAAGUACCUCAUGUUGAAUGUUAUUGUACUGUAUCUUUAAUGUAACAGUGCAGAUCUUGUUAGACUCAUGAAUGUGUAUAAUCAUGUUAAACAUACCAAUAAA